UAAAGCAGCACCUUAAAGGCCCAUUAUGUUUUUGUAGUAUAUGGCCCAAUUAUAACUACUUUCCCAACUACAGUAUAAAAAUGAAAUUUAUUUGUCACUCAAAUAAUAAUAAUAAUCCAUUAAAAAUAUAUAUAUAUGGCGGAGGAGAGAAGAGUCCCAUCAUCGGUGUCGGUCACAGUCGCCCACGACCUUCUUCUAGCCGGCCAUCGCUAUCUAGACGUCAGGACUCCAGAAGAGUUCAGGCAAGGACAUGCCUGUGGGGCGAUCAACGUACCUUGCAUGAAUCGAGGAGUAUCAGGGAUGUCAAAGAACCCUGACUUCCUGGAACUAGUGUCCUCCCAUUUCGGACAAUCCGACAACAUCAUUGUUGGCUGCCAGAGCGGUGGUAGAUCUAUCAAAGCCACCACCGAUCUUUGCAU
Messenger RNA from Arabidopsis lyrata subsp. lyrata, 419 nucleotides. RefSeq names its product thiosulfate sulfurtransferase 16, chloroplastic. The transcript is spliced from 3 exons. The annotation marks the transcript as partial. The record is from RefSeq and is a predicted model, not a curated record. NCBI's taxonomy places the organism in Eukaryota, Viridiplantae, Streptophyta, Magnoliopsida, Brassicales, Brassicaceae.